AUGCACUCGAACAGACUCGAACCACGCAGCCCCGGUCGCGACACAUCAUGGUUCCUUCAACGCAACGGCGAACAGCUCGCCCAUCAGACGGCUAUAACGCACCGAAUUGGUAAACGUACACUGGCCUUUCUACUGGUGUCCGACAGAGGGGCAGCUACCGAGCCCUGCAAUUCGGAGCGAAUUUUGGGGCUAUUAACACCUGAGAAGGAUAAGCUGGAACCUGACAAGGCUUUCCUCGCGAAAUGA
This is a messenger RNA of Puccinia triticina, 246 nucleotides long. RefSeq lists its product as uncharacterized. The transcript is spliced from 3 exons. NCBI's taxonomy places the organism in Eukaryota, Fungi, Basidiomycota, Pucciniomycetes, Pucciniales, Pucciniaceae. The record is from RefSeq and is a predicted model, not a curated record. Bases 1 to 246 code for a protein of 81 amino acids.